AUGGCUUCGUCUCCAUUGUUCCAGGCCCUACGUGUGGCGUACAAUGAUGAUACUCCAGACGGCUACUGGGGAGAAAAAACUUCGACUUUGAACUUCUGCGAAGAGGACUACGUAGUUUCUUAUUACUGCGCCGAAGUUUGCAAUGUUACUGAGAUAACCGACUUGCUAGACCCCAUGCAACUUAUCGACGAGCUCUCUAUGAUAUAUACUACGUGUCUCAUGGUCUUUGCAACAUUUUCAUUCUCCAAGUCUGGCAAAUUUUCGGUCAUUCUAGGGAGUGGUCUCAUCCUUUUGGCUGGCUUUAUUACGGUGCGUAGUUUCCAUCAUAAUGCCUUCACAAGGCAUCGUGAUCAAGUUGUUUUGCGCAGCUUGUAUGUUAUGGAGACGCAACUGCGACCAGUCCUGACGGAAAGAAAUAAUGACAAGACCAACAACAUUCUCAACACCAUGUGGAUCAUGGUUGGAACAGGACUCGGCGUUUUCCUCAUGGGCUUUCUCAUUUGGAAUAUUGACAACGCUUUCUGCAGUCAGAUGAGACAAUGGCGGCGACAGCUCGGCCUGCCGUGGGGCGCCUUACUCGAGGGUCAUGCUUGGUGGCACUUAAUGACAGGUGUUGGAGGUAUGGAACAGAGAACAGACGAGCUUCUCAUCCCCGAAGUGAGCUAA
This is a messenger RNA of Colletotrichum orchidophilum, 666 nucleotides long. Its product is annotated as alkaline phytoceramidase. Gene Ontology annotation, cellular component: endoplasmic reticulum membrane. Lineage: Eukaryota; Fungi; Ascomycota; Sordariomycetes; Glomerellales; Glomerellaceae. Gene Ontology annotation, biological process: ceramide biosynthetic process; ceramide catabolic process. The record is from RefSeq and is a predicted model, not a curated record. Bases 1 to 666 code for a protein of 221 amino acids. The transcript is spliced from 6 exons.